Messenger RNA from Cryptomeria japonica (Japanese cedar), 3602 nucleotides. RefSeq names its product glutamate receptor 3.1. The record is from RefSeq and is a predicted model, not a curated record. The transcript is spliced from 6 exons. Gene Ontology annotation, molecular function: glutamate-gated receptor activity. Lineage: Eukaryota; Viridiplantae; Streptophyta; Pinopsida; Cupressales; Cupressaceae. Gene Ontology annotation, cellular component: plasma membrane. The coding region runs from base 326 to 3082 and encodes 918 amino acids.
UGUCCUCUUUUCCAUAGAAAAGCGAAAAAAAGUAAUAUUAUAUAGGCACUAGAAUUUAUAUCAUCACAAACUUGCUUGUAAUAAUUUGUUGAGAUUCAGACCGAAGCAUGUAUUGAAUUUGAUUUUUAGCCUUGUGAAGCCCACAGAUGAUAUAGAAAACUCUUAGUUUUUGGCUUUCCAAUUCUGCUAAAAUAUUUUUGGGUUGACUGGAAUGGGUAAAUCUAAACUGAUUUUUAUUUACAUCUUUGUUAAGCCCACAUAUAAUAUAGAAAACUCUUAGAAUUUGGCUUACCAGUUCUGUAAAAAAGUUUUUGGGUUGACAGUAAUGGAUAAAUUUAAACGCUCCUUCCCUAUGAUUCUGAAUUUGUUGUCAUUUAUGCUGUUGGGUGGUGCACCCCAUUUGAUAUUUCCCUGCCUCUGCCUAGCACAAAAUGGAGUUAGACCUGCAACUGUGAACGUGGGUGCUAUUGUCUCUUAUAAUACCACUAUUGGAAGAGUGUCAAGGAAGGCCAUUGAAUUGGCUGUAGAAGAUGUGAAUAAUGAUAAAACUCUGCUUAAUGAAACUCAACUUGUGCUUACAAUGGUGGACUCCAACCGUAGUGCUUUCAUAGGUACUUUGGCAGCAUUCGAGUUGUCAAAAAAGGAUGUGGUGGCAAUUAUAGGACCAGAGUCCUCUGUAACUGCUCAUGUUAUUUCACACAUAGCAAAUGGACUUCAAUUACCACUUUUAUCUUUUGGAGCAACUGAUCGAAGUCUCUCUUCACCUCAGUACCCUUAUUUUUUUCGCUUUACGCAUAGCGAUUCCUCUGAGAUGAUGGCAGUUGCUGCUGUAAUCAGUCACUUUAACUGGAAAGAGAUUGUUGCAGUUUAUGUAGAUGAUGACUAUGGGAGAAAUGGAAUAAAUGCACUUGGUGAUGCAUUUGGAAAUAUUGCUGAUAUUGUUGUUCAUAAACAUUCAGUACCUCCAGAAAUCACUAAAACUGACCUGAGCAGUAAAUUGAAAGAUUUGUCUUUGAUGGCAACUCGAGUUUUUGUUGUUCAUAUGAAUCCAGAUGCCGGCCUGAAGCUUUUCACUGAAGCACACCAGCUUGGAAUGUUAAGCAAUGGCUAUGUGUGGAUUGCCACAGAUUGGCUAUCCACUACUUUGGAUUCUCUUUCACUUGAUUCAGACACAAUGAAUUCACUACAAGGAGUCAUUUCUAUGCGGCAGCAUAUUCCAAAUUCUAAUCAGCUACAUGCAUUUUCAGUAAGAUGGAACAAUCUGCAGAAAGCUCGAACUGUUGAUGCAGGCCUCAAUGUGUUUGGAUUGUAUGCUUAUGAUACAGUGUGGGCAAUUGCUUCAGCUAUUGAUAAAUUUUUUAAAAAUGGGGGAAAUAUUUCUUUUACAGAUCAUCCUCAGCUAUCCACUUCAAGGGCAAAUAAUUCAAAGUUAACUGAGUUCAAGGUCUUCAGAGGAGGUUCACAGCUACACACAAUGUUAUUACAGACUAACUUUAAAGGCUUAACAGGUUCAGUCCAACUGAAUAAAAAUGGUGACUUGCUUGGUUCAACUUUUGAGAUAAUUAAUAUAGUUGGAAGUGGGAUCCGCAAGGUGAGCUACUGGUCAAAUAUAUCUGCCUUAUCUGUUAUUCCUCCUGAGAGUGGAGUUAUAAUCUCACACAACAAAUCUAAUCUGAAUAAAGAAGUAUAUGAUCUCGUAUGGCCCGGAGGUAGGAAACAGAAGCCACAAGGGUGGACAGUCCCAAACAACAGUGGGCGGCUUAGGUUUGCAGUUCCUUUUAGGAAAGGAGGAUUUAAAAAACUGGAAAAAAUAGUACAAGGUUCCAAUGUAACGAAUGGUUACUGCAUUAAUGUGUUUUCUGCUGCAGUAAAGAUGCUACCUUAUGAUGUUCCUUAUGAAUUUGUAGUUUAUGGAAGUGAGGAAUCACCUCCCAUGUAUGAUGAUCUUGUGAAAGAGGUUGCAUCAAAGAAAUUUGAUGCAGCAGUUGGGGACAUUUCAAUUUUGAAAAAACGAUCAAUGUAUGUGGACUUCACCCAACCUUAUGCAGCUUCUGACUUGGUUGUGGUAGUUCCCGUCAAGAAGCUGAAUUCAAAUCCCUGGGGUUUCUUGCAGCCAUUUACACGUGAGAUGUGGUUUACAACUGUUGCAUUGUUUCUUGCCAUUGGAGCUAUUAUAUGGCUUUUGGAACACAGAUUAAACUCAGACUUCCGAGGGGAACCAAUGAAGCAAUUUGUUACCAUCCUUUCGUUCUCCAUUUCAACAACAUUGUUAAUCCAUAAAGGAAAAAUUGUGAGUGGCCUUGGACGGAUAAUUUUGGUGAUAUGGCUUUUUGUUGUUUUAGUCAUCAGUUCGAGUUAUAAGGCAAAUUUGACCUCAUCCCUUACAGUGCAGCAGCUUUCAUCCACAAUUGAUGGAAUUGAUGAUUUGAUAUCAAGCAACCUCCCAAUAGGGUAUUUUAGAGGAUCUUUUGUUAGAAACUUUUUGUCAGAGGAGCUUAAUGUAUCUCGAGCCAGACUUAUUCCUUUUGAUUCUCCUGAGGAUUAUGCAAAAGCAUUGUCUGAAGGACCAAGCAGGGGAGGUAUAGGAGCAAUUGUAGAAGAGCUUCCAACUGUCCAAUUCUUUUUAUCAAUCCAUUCUGGUUUUAAAAUUGCUGGUCAGCCAUUCACCAAAGAUGGAUGGGGAUUUGCUUUCCAAAAGGGUUCCCCACUAAGAUUUGACAUAUCAACAGCGAUUCUGAACCUUUCAGAGACAGGUAAACUCCAGCAAAUCCGUGAUGAAUGCUUGGGUGCAGAUGGCUUAAUUUCACACGUCAAUCUCAAACAACUUGGCCUGAAAAGCUUCAGGAACCUUUUUGUGAUCAGUGGAAUGGCAAUCUUUGCUGUUUUUCUUGGAUUUGCAUGUCAUUUGGUUCUUCGAUUGAGGCGUCAUCCAAGAACUUCUGAUGGUUUGCCGAACAAUCAGAGUGUUGUGAGAGAAGUUUCUUCCUCUGUGGAUUGGGAGGAGAUUGCUCAAAGAAACAAUAGGCCUGAGAAGAGAGAGACUGAAGAACAGGGAGAAAUAAACCAAAUAAUAAGUGAAUAGACAACUACGCACUAACACCAACCUAUAUGCUGUUCUAAUAGUUGCAAUAUUUAUAUCUUCAUCGGGUAGCGACUUGUAAAAGGGAUUGUCUUGAUUGGCUGAUAACAUGUGGAAUUCAUGAAUGACAAUUUACUAAAAAUGAAGAAACUCAUUAGUCAACCAGGCUUCCCAAAUGGGAACACCACCUUGGUGUGAAAUGCAGUUCAAUUCAAGUGUCACAGAUCCAAUCAAUGCUAAUGAUAGGAUCAAUUCUACUAUAGAAUAAUCCUACCCGUCAAUCAACAAUGGAAGUAAGGUAUCUCCUAGGUAAGAGGAAUGCUUCUUUCAUAUAACAUGCUAAUGUUCCUAUGCUCCUGAUAUGAAUUCUAUCCUUUUUGAGGUACUGAUCAGUCUUCUAACUGGCUGAGAUUAUUUUAGCCUUGUGUUUUUUUAUAUUUGUUGAAAUGACGCAUGGCUACAUUUCUGUAACUGUAAAUCAAUUUCUUUAAUGACUGAUUCCAAGCUUCCUCAUUCUCUGCCA